CUCCCCCUCUUCCCCACCACCAUCCCGCACUCGAAUGUGAGAGGCGACGCACCUCGCCAGCCACGAUGCCCCCGCCGACCGCCUCGUCGCUGGCCGCGGCCGCCGACCCCGCGCUCCCCGCGGCCUUCCUCUCCGUCCCGUCCCCGUUCCUCCCCUCCUCCGCGACCCUCCCCUUCGCCGCCGCCGUCGCCGCGCCCUCCCACGCCUCUUUCCUCCCCCGCGCGCGCGGGGGUUCCCGCGCGCUCGCCGUCUCCGUCUCCGUCACCGGGCCGACGUCCACCGCCGCGUCGCGGCUCCACCACAUGUGGGGCGAGUUCGCCCGCUUCGUGCGGCUCCACGGGAACCAAAUCGCCCCGCUCGGUUUCGGCUCCCUCGGUUUAGCCGUUGGAGGCGGCGGCGGUGGGGGCAAGGCGGACGGGAAUGGAGGGGGCGGAGGUGGUGGGGGUGCGGAUGGGGUGGUCGAGGAGGAUGGAAUGGCGCGGGCGGAGGCGCCCAAGAAGGUGUUGAUCCUGAUGAGUGACACGGGCGGAGGACACCGUGCGUCUGCUGAGGCCAUCAAGGCCGCCUUUGCCCAGGAGUUCGGCGAUGACUACCAGGUUUUUGUCACUGACUUAUGGACCGAACAUACCCCAUGGCCUUUCAACCAAUUGCCCAGAAGCUAUAGUUUCUUGGUGAAACAUGGACCCUUGUGGAAAAUGACAUACUAUGGUACCGCACCGCGUGUAAUUCAUCAGCCACAUUUUGCUGCAACAUCAACAUUCAUAGCAAGAGAGGUUGCAAAAGGUCUAAUGAAGUACCAACCAGAUGUGAUUAUUAGUGUACAUCCCUUGAUGCAACAUGUUCCCCUUCGAGUUCUACGGUCCAGAGGUUUAUUGGAUAAGAUUCCAUUCACAACAGUUAUCACAGAUCUGAGCACUUGUCACCCAACAUGGUUUCACAAGCUUGUGACUAGAUGUUACUGUCCAUCAGCUGAGGUUUCAAAGCGAGCACUAAAAGCUGGACUGCAACCUUCACAAAUUAAAGUCUAUGGCCUCCCUGUACGCCCAUCUUUUGUCAAACCUGUUCAACCGAAGGAUGAGUUGCGUAGGGAGUUAGGUAUGGAUGAAGAUCUGCCUGCUGUUCUAUUAAUGGGCGGAGGGGAAGGGAUGGGUCCUAUUGAAGCCACUGCUAGAGCGCUCGAUAAUGCUUUGUAUGAUGAAAGCCUUGGGGAACCGAUGGGUCAAAUACUUGUUAUUUGUGGACGUAAUAAGAAGUUGGCUAGCAGAUUGCAGUCAAUCAGUUGGAAAGUUCCCGUCCAGGUGAAAGGUUUUGUUACAAAGAUGGAAGAAUGUAUGGGUGCUUGUGACUGUAUCAUCACAAAGGCAGGUCCUGGUACGAUUGCGGAGGCGAUGAUUCGCGGGCUACCCAUUAUUCUAAAUGGUUAUAUCGCUGGGCAGGAAGCUGGCAAUGUUCCAUAUGUUGUUGAAAAUGGGUGUGGGAGGUUCUCCAAAUCUCCAGAACAUAUUGCGAAGAUUGUCGCUGACUGGUUCGGCCCCAGAUCCGAUGAGCUCCAAGUAAUGUCCCAAAAUGCCCUGAAACUAGCACGGCCAGAUGCCGUGUUUAAAAUUGUUCAUGAUUUACAUGAGCUAGUUAGGCAAAAAUCUUUUGUGCCACAAUAUGCAUGUGCAACAUAAGUUCCUCUUUUCCCUUUUGAGUUUAGUUAGUUCUAUUCUUUUCUUGCGGCAUUAGUUCAUAGUUAUUUGUGAGGAUUCAAAAUAUCAAUUGAUUUGCAAAUGUCAUCAUGAAAGGAAGGAACUCAAGAAAAAGUAUUACCCAGCUUUGUUUGGCUUGAUA
Messenger RNA from Brachypodium distachyon (stiff brome), 1833 nucleotides. Its product is annotated as probable monogalactosyldiacylglycerol synthase 1, chloroplastic. Gene Ontology annotation, molecular function: hexosyltransferase activity. The coding region runs from base 66 to 1673 and encodes 535 amino acids. Gene Ontology annotation, biological process: glycolipid biosynthetic process. The record is from RefSeq and is a predicted model, not a curated record. The transcript is spliced from 8 exons. NCBI's taxonomy places the organism in Eukaryota, Viridiplantae, Streptophyta, Magnoliopsida, Poales, Poaceae.